Dermacentor albipictus is the source of this 1043-nucleotide messenger RNA. It is a transcript of the gene asrij, whose product is annotated as OCIA domain-containing protein asrij. The record is from RefSeq and is a predicted model, not a curated record. Lineage: Eukaryota; Metazoa; Arthropoda; Arachnida; Ixodida; Ixodidae. Gene Ontology annotation, cellular component: endosome.
GUCAGGACCAACGUUGGUCAGGACCGCCAGGUAAAAGUGUUGGCCGCAUCACCAUCUCCAUCACCAUCGUCAGAGAAAAUGGCGACUUCCAGCGAUAUGCUGCCUCCAUCGGAGGUAACGGCCGGCGGCUACGAUCAGGAUAGGAAGCCGCGGCUCCAAGGCCAUGCUUUAUCGCCAGAAGAAGUAAGGGCCUUUCAAGAAUGCAGCAGUGAAAGCUUCAAGUACCGCGCCUUGCCACUAGGACUGGCUGCUGCUUUUGGAGUCCAGUAUGCCACCAAAGUUGGUUACCUCACACCGCAUCCCGUGUAUGGCCCCUACUUAAAGAUGAUUGGAGCUGCAUUUGUAGGAUGGCUGGUUGGCAAGGUCUCUUACCGCCGCCAAUGUGAGGAAAAGCUCAUGAAGCUUCCAAACAGCACCAUUGGGGAAGCCCUGAGACGAAAGCGUGGCAUCACUUCGCCUGAUGUAGUCUUGGGAUACCAGGCUGGAGACAAUGCUGCACGUGCUGCUCAAGACAAAUAUUCAGCAGACCUUAGCUCAAAGAGAUUGGACCUGCGUAGUUACAAUGCACCUCAAGGUUUUGAUGACAACCAGAGGCCAUCCAUGGACAACCCACAUGUCGGCGAGAUGCCAGAGAACCUCCCGCCAGCUAAGUACUCAACGGCGUCGUACGAAGAGCUGCGUCGACAAAACCGCGAGGAGUACGAGAGGCGCCUGUCAGCGCCACCACCAUCAUCGCAGCUACCGCCACUUGCCUUGUCACAGCCACCCCCAGCUGCUCCUUCGCAGCCAUCUGUGCAGCCUCCUUCACAAACGUUUGAAGAAAGGCCACAUAGGGGCUAUCCUUCCAGAAUCCCCAGCACCGGGUCAGCACCAUUGGGUGGCAGCACAGGCAAGAAGAACAAGUAUGGAGACGCUUGGGAAGAAUAGGGACUUUACUACCUCCUAGAAAACACUUGUCUUCAUGGUGAAAGGAAGAAUACAUAUAGUCUCCCAGCAGACAGCAUGGUUUAGCACGAAUAUAAGUAAAUAUGGAAUGUUCUCAA